GGAGUAACGUGUCGUGAGUACAACACUGGUACACACAGAGAGAAGGGGAGAGCCAAUAAGCAAUGUCUGUAAUAUCUUCAUGGAACCUGACGAUCUCCCUCAACACAACUCUCUCUCUCUCAUGGCGCUCUUCUCUUCCUUCUCGCGCCAUCUUUCCCCGCCCCAAAAAAUCCAAAACCCUCGUAGUCCUAGCCAUCGCUUUGGGCGCAAAACCCACGGUCCUCGUGUCUGAAAAGCUCGGUGACGCCGGUAUCCAACUGCUCAAAACUUUCGCCAACGUCGACUGCUCUUACAACUUAAGUCCCGAAGAGCUUUGUACCAAGAUUUCACUUUGUGAUGCUCUGAUAGUGAGGAGUGGAACCAAGGUGACCCGAGAAGUGUUUGAAUCGGCUAUGGGUAGGCUAAAGGUUGUGGGCAGAGCUGGUGUUGGGAUUGAUAAUGUGGAUAUAUCGGCUGCUACGGAACAUGGGUGCCUCGUUGUUAAUGCGCCUACAGCCAAUACUAUUGCUGCUGCGGAACAUGGGAUUGCUUUGCUUACUGCUGUUUCCAGGAAUGUUGCCCAGGCUGAUGCUUCUGUCAAAGCCGGGAAAUGGGAGAGAAACAAGUAUGUAGGGGUAUCUCUUGUGGGGAAAACACUUGCUGUAAUGGGAUUUGGGAAAGUUGGUUCUGAAGUAGCUAGGCGUGCUAAGGGACUUGGAAUGCAAGUAAUUGCACAUGAUCCUUAUGCACCAGCAGACCGUGCUCGUGCCAUUGGUGUGGAGCUAGUGUCAUUUGAAGAAGCAUUAACAACUGCUGAUUUCAUCUCCUUGCACAUGCCUCUCACCCCUGCUACAUCCAAAAUGUUCAAUGAUGAAGCUUUUUCUCGGGUGAAGAAAGGGGUUCGUAUCAUCAACGUCGCCCGUGGUGGUGUUAUCGAUGAGGAAGCUUUACUACGAGCCUUAGAUUCCGGGAUUGUUGCUCAGGCAGCACUUGAUGUAUUCACUGAAGAACCUCCUCCACAAGAGAAUAAGUUAGUGAGGCAUGAAAAUGUGACUGUAACUCCUCAUCUUGGUGCUAGUACCACUGAGGCUCAGGAAGGUGUGGCCCUUGAAAUUGCUGAAGCGGUUGUUGGGGCUUUGAAAGGGGAACUUGCUGCCACUGCUGUAAAUGCCCCAAUGGUUCCUGCUGAGGUCCUGUUAGAACUUUCACCAUAUGUUGCACUCACUGAGAAGCUAGGUAGAUUGGCAGUGCAAUUGGUUGCUGGUGGAAGUGGUGUGAAGUUUGUAAAGGUGACUUAUGCCUCGGCUAGAGGUCCAGAUGAUCUCGAUACUCGGUUGCUCCGAGCUAUGGUCACCAAGGGUUUAAUUGAGCCUAUAUCUAGUGUUUUUGUCAACUUAGUGAAUGCAGACUUCAUAGGUAAACAAAGAGGACUUCGGCUAACUGAAGAGCGUAUAGUAUUAGACGGUUCACCCGAGAAACCACUCGAGUUCAUCCAGGUUCGAAUAGCCAACGUUGAAUCUAAAUUCGCUAGUGCGAUUUCAAACUCGGGUGAGAUCACAGUUGAAGGAAGGGUGAAAGAUGGGAAACCCCAUUUGACCAAAGUUGGAUCCUUUGGUGUUGAUGUAAGCCUUGAAGGAAGUAUUGUACUUUGUAGGCAAAGUGAUCAACCUGGGAUCAUUGGAAAAGUGGGGAAUAUAUUAAGUGAAGAAAAUGUAAAUGUAAAUUUCAUGAGUGUUGGUAGGAUUGCACCAGGGAAACAAGCUGUAAUGACAAUUGGUCUGGAUGAGGAACCUAGUAGAGAUGCAUUAAAGAAAAUAGGAGAAAUUACAGCUGUGGAAGAGUUUGUCUUCCUAAAGUUGUAACUACAUGGUCACACAUAAUGCUGGGUUUUUGACAGCCAUGAACUUCAAAAGGUGUAAAACGAAUUUGAAGAGAUCUUGAUUCCACACCACCAUCAUGAUGAGAUCUUUGUUACUAAUACUGUUCGGAUAAUGUAGUGUCAGAUUUUAAUUGACAUAAUUCAAAUAUCCCCUUUCAUGUAAA
This is a messenger RNA of Gossypium raimondii (Peruvian cotton), 2022 nucleotides long. RefSeq names its product D-3-phosphoglycerate dehydrogenase 3, chloroplastic. Bases 63 to 1841 code for a protein of 592 amino acids. Lineage: Eukaryota; Viridiplantae; Streptophyta; Magnoliopsida; Malvales; Malvaceae. Gene Ontology annotation, cellular component: chloroplast stroma. Gene Ontology annotation, biological process: L-serine biosynthetic process. The record is from RefSeq and is a predicted model, not a curated record. The transcript has 5 exons. Gene Ontology annotation, molecular function: NAD binding; phosphoglycerate dehydrogenase activity.